Molecule: messenger RNA, 2130 nt
Organism: Caenorhabditis briggsae
Lineage: Eukaryota; Metazoa; Nematoda; Chromadorea; Rhabditida; Rhabditidae
Gene: Cbr-zyg-1
Product: Protein CBR-ZYG-1
Exons: 7
Coding region: 1-2130 (709 amino acids)
Biological process (GO): protein phosphorylation
Molecular function (GO): ATP binding; protein kinase activity
Source: RefSeq, a predicted model, not a curated record
AUGAGCGGAGGGAAAAGUGGGACAAAAUUAUCGUCGUUCCAAAAUCUGCAACAAAUUGGACAAGGAGGAUUCGGAGUUGUAUAUUCGGCUCAAAGAGAAAAUGGAGAGAAGGUCGCGAUUAAGAAGAUUGGAAAUGCAGCUUCACAAACUCGAAUCAAGGAGGAAAUAAAAACUAUGAAAUUAUUGAGACACAGGAACAUCGUUCAAUUCUACGAAACUUUCUUCGAAAACGGAGAAACUUAUUUAGUAAUGGAGCUAUGCGAGGGUGGAUCACUGAUGGAUUAUGUGAAGCAAAAAGGUCCUCUUGAUGACUCCACUGCUGUACAUAUUCUUCGUCAACUUAUCGCAGCAGUAAAAUAUAUUCACGAUGAAAACAUUCUACACCGAGAUUUGUCUGCUGGAAAUGUGUUCAUCAAGGAUGCUACUAAAUCGACGAUAACCGUUAAACUGGGAGAUUUCGGUCUUGCCACGAACCUUGGUCAGCACGGAACAGCCUGUACGAUUGUAGGAACUCCAGGAUUCAUUGCACCUCAAGUGUUUGGUCAAAACUACGAUCAGGCUGCAGAUGUAUAUUCUCUUGGGGCCGUUCUCUACACAAUGCUUACCAAGCACACUCCUCCAACGAAAGGACCUCCUAAUUUGGAAAGUUUGAAAAAAAGAAACCCUAGUGCAGCUGAUUUAGUGGAGAGGAUGAUGCAUACAGAUGCAAGAAGGAGGAUUCAGUUGAAAGAAAUUGUUAUGACCGAUUAUGUGAAAGCGAAAAUGGGGGAGGCUACCCCUGGUUCGAGAGAACAUUCAAGAGACAGCAGAUCUCAACGAUCCAGAGAGCCUUUCAGAUCUUCCCGAGAUGGAAUAUCCCUCGAACGAAGACCUCCCGCGCGAUCGUCAAGUCAGCCAGUCAAUUCUCGAAGAGACCCAGAUGGAUAUCGUGCGGCCCAUGAGAUGCCCACCACUUCACGUACAUCUGUUGAACCGGAUCGAGCAAGAGUACGACAUCGUUUGAGUGCUCGAGGGAUCGGUUCUAGCCAAGAAGAUGACUUACGGCAGCAAAUCUGGCCGAUUAGAAUGGAGAGACUUGUUGGACAGCGAGUACGUACACCGGGUGGACGAUAUAUAGUAGAGAUGAACACGCGAUGCCGAUUCGAAGUAGUCUCCAAAGGAAAUAUUGUACUACGAAUUCUUGUUGUGGAAUACGACCCUCAUCUACUAAUACAGACCGUCUACGUACAUAAAAUGUCCAACAGAGUGGAACAUGCACGAAAUGAAACCGACGAUUUGAUAGAAUUAACAAGAUCGCCCAUAUCAUAUACAUCGUUAUCACAACUACCAAAAGAAGUGAUGAACGAUUACAUGCGGCUGGAAAAAAUGAUGGUAUCUACAAUCGCAAGUCGAGUGGCAAAGAUCACGCAUCGUCGACCUUCACAGUUUCCUGAUGCGUCAGCGCAGCUGAUGGAAAAUGGGGAUUUGCGAAUACGGUUUCCAAAUUCACUGAUUGUUCGAAGGAAAUCAAACGGGGAAGUUCAUAACUAUAUUGACGGAUUCGCAAACAAUAAAGAAGAAGUUCGUGGUUUGCAAUUGAGCAAAGUUCGGGAAGUUUAUGCAUGUCUUACUCAACUUGAACAGUGCCUGAGUAGGAUGAAUCCGACGAUGAAAAUAUUACCGAUGGUGUUCAGUGCUGGACCUGAUAUCGUUGCUACUUACAAUAAUUCGCCGUCGUCAAUCUUGCCUUCAACUUCUUCGCAAGCUUCUCGUUUCCCAUUCAGUGAGAUCUCAAGCAGUCAACAGUUGGUUCCUCACUCAGCUCCCAUUCCCAACAAACCAUUGUCAUCGCGAACGACGUCUUCGUUAAAUGUUAGAAAUGGGGUUUCAUCAGACGAAAAUACCGCUCCGGCCGCAACCCGACAGAAGUACAAAGCUAGACUCGACCCGGUGACAGGAAGGAUUGUAUCAGUACAAGCCGAAGAUAACCGAAAAUUGCGUUGUUCCACUAGUAAACCUGAUCAAUUCAUCUUUACGGAUCCUUCGAUUAGUUCUAGCGAACAGCGGUUCAUGCGGAACGGACGAGUCCCUGAACGAGCGUCAGAAAUGCUCCACGCGCUUUUGGUGUAUAUGAAGAAAAAGCAAAACUAA